Molecule: messenger RNA, 246 nt
Organism: Pelobates cultripes (western spadefoot toad)
Lineage: Eukaryota; Metazoa; Chordata; Amphibia; Anura; Pelobatidae
Source: the annotation of a GenBank genome assembly
AUGGAGGACAUGGUCGACGCGCAUAACGCAUCUAUGGAGCAGAUCAGAUCCCUCACUGCCCAAUUGCACCAAUGUGAGGCAAAGCUCAUGGACCUCGAGGACAGAUCUAGAAGGAGCAACAUAAGGCUGCAGGGAAUACCGGAGGAGUCUUCUCCCGGCAGACCUAUCCAGUUACGUGCCUGGCUUUUUCAAAUGCUUAGCUCCCAAGAUCCCCAUGGAUAUGCUGCUAUUGGACCACCUGCAUAG